Lepidothrix coronata (blue-crowned manakin) is the source of this 1268-nucleotide messenger RNA. RefSeq lists its product as uncharacterized. The record is from RefSeq and is a predicted model, not a curated record. Lineage: Eukaryota; Metazoa; Chordata; Aves; Passeriformes; Pipridae.
AACUUGACGGAUCCCCAGUGGAAUGUGAGGGGACAACAGCCUAGCAGAACAGUGAGGGGAAUAAUCCCAGCCACACCCAGGGACACGGAGGACCAAGAUGGCAUCUCAGCCUACUAGUGGUCACUGCAUGUUACAGAAAUGUAGGCAGCCCCUCAGCUGGAGCCAGUGUCACUUCUGGUGAGAUCCAGGUUUUUGGACACAGCCCUUCAAAUGACUGAGUGGGUGAACAGAAGAUGGAGACACAAUUAAGCAGAUAUUGCAAACAGGAGGAUAUGUUUAAUGGAAGCAAGCUGUCAGGGUCUUGCAAUAACCAGUCCCAACCAAAAAUAUUUACCCUUGGGACUGGGUCAUCAGAUUCCAGUUCUGCUCUCACAGUGGAAAAUUUGAAAAGGCUAGAAGAGGAAUAUGCAGCUUCUGAAGAAGCCUUCAAAAUGCAGAGAGUACAAGAUUAUAUUGAACAGACUGAUCUUGCUCUCUUCGACAAAGAGACAAGUAGGAGAACCAACAGAGAUUUUGUCUGUGAUGUAGAGCCUGAAGGAGUCUCCUUAUCCCCUCCUGCAAAACAAGAAAAAAUUACAACUGAGGUUCCUGAAAGAUCCCCAAAGAAAGGAAAGAUAUUAACAGCACCAGCAACAUAUUCUCCACCAGCUCAGCCCACGGGACCUGUGCCGAAGGAAUCCAAGCUGCUCUUCCGGCUGGGGAGGAAAAGGAGGUCUGAUUCUCCAGCCACAGUAAAUCAGUAUAAUACCACCCUUCACACCAUCGACACUGCUGCAGCAACACAGAUUUACACCAGCUGGAGACGUAGCUCACUCCUUUAUUGCUCUUCAUUCUUCCCAGAGAAGCAGGUGCACUGUCAUUCUUCUGAGCCCAGAAGACAAUGUUAUCCCGAUGGACAGAUGUUUUUGCUCCUGUUCCAGGAUGGAAGUGGUCAGGUUUACUACACACUGGGCAACAUAGCUGUUUUCAUCACAUUCACCAAGGAAGGCCUGUUCACCUAUUGCAUGGAGAACAGCAGGUACCCAGGGCUGAGGACUGCCUCUGGGAGCCAUGGUGAAAUUGGCUUAGUGUUCCCCAGCCACAGCAAUCCUGUCUGCUUCAAUGUGGGCUCCCUGCUCAAGCUGAAAGACCCAGAAAAAAGUCACCUGCUGAAGUGGCCAGAAAGCAAAGACGAGCUCAUCCUUCAGUAUAAAAAGAUUCAGCUCAGGAGCCUGCCGUCCAAAAAUCAGACAAUGUUGCAAUACUUUUGGCAAUCCCUUUCUCACUGA